CCCAUCCUGACGAACCGUAAGAACCACCAGGGCUGGCCACAAGUGGUGUCGCAGGACAUUAUACAUCAUGUUCACAGCCUAAAAAGUGCUGUCUCCGUGGUGGUUGGCCAAGUAAAAGGCAGGACCAUGCUGCCUCUUCCAGCAGGCUCAGAGGGAAUCGAGAACAUUGAUCUGGAACGUGAGAAAUUCCUGGAGCUGAUAGAUAAAUCCCUUGUGCAUGCCACUGAGUCAGCUAUCAUAGACUGGAGCUACCAGAUCCAGAGAGCACUGAAGAAAGAGUCCUCAGAGCCUCUCCUGCAAGGCAGCAACCCCAGCCCGAAGGUGGAGCUGGAGUUCUGGAAGCACAGGUGUGAUGACCUGGAGUGCAUUUACAACCAGCUGACGACAAGGAAGGUCAGGAACAUGAUGGAGGUGCUAGAGAGAAUCGAGAGCAGCUACUUCCCAGCCUUCAAGUCUAUGCUUAUGGAUGUUGAAGCAGCUUUGACUGAAGCCCGGGACAUUCACCUGCACCUGCUGCCCCUCAGACGCCAUUUGGAGGCCAUAGAGAGGGCUGAGUUCAGCGAGGUGAAGCCUCUCCUGCUCCCCCUGCUCCACGUGGUGUGUUUGGCCUGGGUCACCUCCCAGCACUACAGCGUACCCGCGCGGGUGGUAGUGCUGCUCCAGGAAAUCUGCAAUCUUCUCAUCCAGCAGGCCCUGGUGUACCUCUCUCCAGAAGACCUUCUAAAAGGGGAGAUGGAAGAGAGCCUGGGCAAGGUGCGAAUGGUGCUCAGCAUCCUAAAUGCAUUCAAAGGGGCAUUUGAGGACAGAAGGGAAAAACUUCACACAUAUUAUGAACCGGGCCAAGAAGUGAAGGAGUGGGACUUCCAUGCCACGAUGGUGUUUGCAAGGCUGGACAGUUUCCUGAAGAGACUGGGGAUGGUGGAGGAUCUCCUGACAAAUGCCUUGGACCUGAUGAAGCUGGAAAAGAUCGAGUUCAGCGGGAUUAAAGGGAAAGCCCUGAGUCAGCAGGUCCUGGAUGUGUAUGAGGAAUUCCAGGAAGCAUACAAGGUGUUUGCAGAGCGAACCUAUGACUGCCUCGACCUGACCAACACGGAUUUUGAGCAAGAUGCCUUUGAUUUCAUGCAAAAAGUAGAAGACAUCGACCGGCGGCUGGCAACUAUUUUCAUCCAGGCUUUUGAUGAUGCUUCGGACUUGGAGCAUGCCUUUAAGUUGCUGUACAUGUAUGGGAGCCUUUUGGAGCGGCCAGUAAUCGCUGCGGAUACUGCUGACAAAUACUCUGUCCUCAUCAGCAUGUUCAACAGUGCUUUGAAUGAUGCUAGUUUGAUCUACUCCAGGCACAUCCAGGCAGAGCUGGAGCUCGGAUCCCCUCCUGUGCACAAGAACAUGCCAGUGGUAGCUGGAGCGCUGGGCUGGGCUCGGGAGCUGAGAGCACGAAUCCAGGCACAGUUUGGUCGCUUCAGGCACAUCACACAUCCCUGCCUGGACUCUGCUGAAGGAAGAAGGGUGAUAGAAAAGUAUGAAGAAAUGCUCCAGCUGCUUGACAGGUAUCAGGAAAAGCUGUAUGUAGACUGGUCCCAGACGGUCUCUGAAAAAUCACAGUACAACCUCACUCAACCACUCAUCCGACGAGAUCCAGAAACCAAACUGAUCACAGUCAAUUUUGAUCCCCAGUUGGUUUCAGUGCUGAGGGAGGUGAGCUACCUGUGCGGCAGCCAGAUGGGAGACAUCCCACCAACGGCUGCAGCAAUCUAUUCCUCCAAGGAAUCGUACCGACAGAUGGUGGCCAACUUGGAGCUGAUGGUGAACAGAUACAACAAGAUCCUGAAGACAGUCCUGGAGGUUGAGUACCCUUUAAUACAGGGGGAGCUGCAGGAUAUUGACCUGAGGCUGAAAGAGGCAGAGGAAACACUGAACUGGAAGACGGAGGGUGUCUGGGAUCACAUCUCCGUGGUGAUGGAUGCUGUCCAUGACCUUGAGCGGCGGACACAGAAAGCCAAAAACAAUGCUGAGGAAAUCCAGACCAUCGUGCGAUCAUGGGGGUCACCCAUAUUUGAGAGGAAAGAUGGUAAAAAGGAGUCACUGCUGAGCCUUGAGGACUGUAAGGAUCGGCUGGAAAAGCGCUACAGCCUGGUCCGAGAGUCAGGGCUAAGGAUUCAUUCACUGCUGAAGGAAAAUCAGAGCCUCUUAACUGCAGACCCAGCAUCUGAUGUCUGGAAGGCCUAUGUGGAUUAUGUGGAUGAGAUAGUCCUGGACGGAUUCUUUACUGCCAUUGAGUGCUCACUCAAGUACCUCCUGGAAAACACAGAUCCCAAGGCAGGUCUUGCUCCUGUGUUUGAGGUGCAACUGGAUUUAGUGAUCCCAGAUGUGAUUUUUCGUCCGUCCCUGGACCCUGGCACAAAUGAUGGCUUCUAUGACAUGGUGGAAGGUCUUCUCAAUGACAUCUACCGGAUCUCAUCGCUGGUGCCCAGGCUUGCCAAGCACAGUGGCUUCCCCCACUACCAGGCUGACAUGGAGGACAUGGCUGAUCUGGCUGACAUGCGCCAUGACCUGAUGGGACGCGUGCAAGCCGUGAUGGCAGCCUGCUGUGAUUACCGUAAUGCCUUCGACCACUACUCUUACCUCUAUGGUGAUGACAGAAAGGAGUUCUUCCGCCAGUUCCUUCUCUACGGACACAUCCUCACUGCUGUAGAAAUUGAGGCUCAUGCAGAGGAUGGGGUCCCUGAGACACCUCCCACGCUUCAGCAGUUCAAAGAGCAGAUUGACUCCUAUGAGAAGAUUUAUGAGGAGGUGAAUCGCAUCGAGCCCAUCAGCAUCUUCCAGAGCUGGUUAAAAGUCGAUGCUCGACCUAUCAAGGCAUCCUUGCUGAAUGUAAUAAAAAGGUGGAGUUUGGUAUUUAAGCAGCAUCUCAUUGACCAUGUCACACACAGCUUGAAUGACCUUGAAGAGUUCAUAAAGAUUGCUGAUAAAGGGUUGAGCAAAAAGGUUGAGAAAGGAGAUUAUGAUGGCUUGGUGGAGAUUAUGGGUCAUCUCAUGGCUGUUAAAGAAAGGCACAGUGUCACUGAUGCCAUGUUUGAGCCCCUGAAGCAAACCAUCGAACUGCUGAAGACUUACGAGCAACAGCUGCCAGAGGAAGUCUAUAAGCAACUAGAGGAGCUGCCAGAAAAAUGGAACAAUAUAAAGAAGCUGGCAAUAGCUGUGAAGCAGCAUGUGGCUCCUUUGCAGGCAAACGAGAUGACAGCUCUGCGCAAGAGCUGUGCAGCGUUUGAUGUUGAGCAGCACAGAUUCAGAGAGCGAUUUCGGAAAGAAGCACCAUUCAGGUUUGACACCGAAAAGCCUUAUCAACUGCUGGAUGCAAAGAACCUUGAGAUUAAACAAAUGGAGUCAGCCAUGACCUCGAUAUAUGAAUCAGCUGGUCUGUUUGAAGUCAUGGUGCCAGAUUAUAAACAACUGAAGCAGUGCAGAAAGGAGAUGCGUCUUCUCAAAGAGCUCUGGGAUGUGAUCUCCGUUGUGAAUACUAGCCUUGAUGACUGGCAGACCACCAAAUGGGCGGAUAUUAAUGUGGAAAACAUGGAUCUUGAGUGCAGAAAGUUUGCAAGAGAGAUUCGGAAUUUGGAUAAGGAAAUGAGGGCAUGGGAUGCUUUCACCGGGCUGGACAGCAGGGUGAAGAACAUGCUGACGGCCCUAAAAGCUGUGGCAGAACUUCAAAAUCCUGCUAUUAGAGAGAGACACUGGAAUCAACUGAUGCAGGUGGCAGGCGUGAAGUUCGUGAUGGACUCAGACACCAUGCUGGCUGAUCUCCUGAAACUCAAUCUGCAUAACUUUGAGGAUGAGGUUCGUGGAAUUGUGGACAAAGCAGUGAGAGAAAUGAGUAUGGAGAAGGUCCUGAAGGAGCUAAAAAUGACAUGGAGCACCAUGGAGUUUCAGUAUGAGCCUCACGCACGGACAAACAUUCCAUUGCUGAAGUCGGAUGAGGAACUCAUUGAAACUUUAGAAGAUAACCAGGUGCAGCUGCAGAAUUUAAUGACAUCCAAAUAUAUUGCUUUUUUCUUGGAGGAAGUGUCUGCAUGGCAGAGGAAGCUGUCUACUGCGGACUCUGUCAUUUCUCUCUGGUUUGAAGUGCAGCGUACGUGGUGUCACUUGGAGAGCAUAUUCAUAGGCUCAGAAGAUAUACGGACGCAGCUUCCUGAGGACUCCAAACGCUUUGAAGGUAUUGAUGUUGAUUUUAAAGAAUUGGCCUGUGAAGCUCAGAAAACCCCAAAUGUAGUUGAGGCCACCAACAAACCAGGUCUGUCCCAACAACUGGAGGACGUUCAGAGUAGGCUGUCUCUAUGUGAGAAGGCUUUGGCUGAAUAUUUGGACAUGAAGAGGUUGGCCUUUCCCAGAUUUUACUUCAUUUCUUCUGCAGAUUUAUUGGAUAUUCUUUCCAAUGGCACCAACCCACAGCUGGUACAACGUCAUCUUUCCAAACUCUUUGACAACCUGGCCAAGAUGAAGUUCCAGCUGGACUCUGAGCAAAAGCCAACCAAGAUUGGCCUGGGAAUGUACAGCAGAGAGGAGGAAUAUGUCAGCUUCAGCGAACACUGUGACUGCAGCGGGCAGGUUGAGGUCUGGCUGAAUCAUGUACUGGACAGCAUGAGGGCUACAGUUAGAGAUGAGAUGACAGAAGCUGUAUCAGCUUAUGAGGAGAAGCCAAGGGAACAGUGGCUCUUUGACUACCCUGCCCAGGUGGCUCUUUCCUGCACCCAGAUUUGGUGGACGACCGAGGUUGGGAUUGCCUUUGCCAGGGUGGAGGAAGGCUACGAGAAUGCAAUGAAGGAAUAUCACAAGAAGCAAGUGACCCAGCUGAACACCCUUGUAACCAUGCUGAUUGGGCAGCUCUCCAAGGGUGACAGGCAGAAAAUCAUGACCAUAUGCACCAUCGAUGUCCACGCUCGGGAUGUGGUGGCAAAGAUGAUAGCGCAGAAGGUGGACAACGCGCAGGCGUUUGUUUGGCUGUCACAGCUCCGGCACAGAUGGUCGGAUGAGGAGCGUCACUGCUUUGCCAACAUCUGUGACGCCCAGUUCCUCUACUCCUACGAAUACCUUGGCAAUACCCCUCGGCUUGUGAUCACUCCACUGACCGACAGAUGUUACAUCACCCUGACGCAGUCACUGCACCUGACCAUGAGCGGAGCACCUGCAGGCCCUGCAGGCACUGGCAAGACAGAGACUACUAAAGAUUUGGGGCGAGCCCUAGGCAUCAUGGUGUAUGUGUUUAACUGCUCCGAGCAGAUGGACUACAAGUCUUGUGGGAAUAUUUACAAAGGCCUUUCACAGACGGGAGCCUGGGGCUGCUUUGAUGAGUUUAACAGGAUCUCAGUUGAGGUCCUUUCUGUGGUGGCUGUACAGGUAAAGAGUGUGCAGGAUGCAAUAAGGGAGAAGAAGAAAUCCUUCAAUUUUCUUGGAGAAGACAUUAACUUAGUACCUUCAGUAGGUAUUUUCAUCACCAUGAACCCUGGUUAUGCAGGGCGAACUGAGCUACCUGAGAAUUUAAAAGCUCUAUUUAGGCCGUGUGCGAUGGUUGUGCCAGACUUUGAGCUGAUCUGUGAAAUUAUGUUGGUGGCUGAGGGAUUCAUUGAGGCCCGCGCAUUAUCCAGGAAGUUCAUUACUCUGUACCAGCUCUGCAAAGAGCUCCUGUCCAAGCAGGAUCACUAUGACUGGGGCUUGCGGGCUAUCAAGUCAGUGCUAGUUGUCGCUGGCUCCCUCAAGCGAGAUGACCCAGAGCGACCUGAAGACCAAGUUCUGAUGCGCUCUCUUCGUGACUUCAACAUCCCCAAGAUUGUGACUGAUGAUGUACCGGUGUUUAUGGGGCUGAUUGGGGAUCUUUUCCCUGCGUUGGAUGUGCCUCGGAAACGAGACCUGAAUUUUGAGUCUUUUGUGAGGCAGGCUGUGUUGGACCUCCGACUGCAGGCUGAGGACAACUUUGUGCUCAAAGUGGUGCAGCUGGAGGAGCUGCUGACAGUUCGGCACUCUGUCUUUGUGGUGGGUAACGCAGGCACGGGCAAGUCCCAGGUGAUGAGAUCUCUGCACAGGACUUACCAGAUAAUGAAGCGACGGCCUGUCUGGACAGACCUCAACCCUAAAGCUGUCACCAACGAUGAGCUUUUUGGGAUCAUUAACCCAGCAACGAGAGAAUGGAAAGAUGGACUGUUUUCAUCAAUCAUGCGAGAGCUGGCCAACAUCACACAUGAUGGUCCCAAGUGGAUGGUACUAGAUGGGGAUAUUGAUCCGAUGUGGAUUGAGUCUCUUAAUACAGUGAUGGAUGAUAAUAAGGUGCUGACCCUGGCAAGCAAUGAGAGAAUCCCUCUGAACCCGACGAUGCGGCUGGUCUUUGAGAUCAGCCAUCUGCGCACAGCCACGCCAGCAACCGUGUCCAGAGCAGGGAUCCUGUACAUCAACCCAGGAGAUCUGGGCUGGAAUCCUCCAGUGAGCAGCUGGAUUGACAGGCGAGAGAUCCAGUCAGAAAGAGCCAACCUGACCAUUUUGUUUGAUAAGUACCUGCCGCCUUGUCUGGACACCCUCAGAACAAGGUUUAAGAAGAUUAUUCCCAUUCCUGAGCAGAGCAUGGUUCAGAUGUUGUGCUACCUCCUUGAAUGUCUUCUGACGGAGGAGAACACACCUCCUGACUGUCCCAAGGAGCUGUAUGAGCUUUACUUUGUCUUUGCUGCUGUCUGGGCCUUUGGUGGAUCAAUGUUUCAAGACCAGCUUGUGGACUACAGAGUGGAGUUCAGCAAGUGGUGGGUGGCAGAAUUCAAGACUAUUAAGUUUCCCUCUCAGGGAACAGUCUUCGACUUUUACGUUGAUCCCGAAACAAAGAAGUUUGAGCCUUGGUCUAAACUGAUUCCCCAGUUUGAAUUUGAUCCAGAAAUGCCGUUACAGGCUUGCCUGGUGCCCACUACUGAGACGGUCCGGCUGCGGUACUUCAUGGACAGGCUCCUGGAGCGCCAGCGCCCCGUGAUGCUGGUGGGCAACGCGGGCACAGGGAAGUCUGUGCUGGUGGGGGACAAGCUCUCCUCUCUGGACACGGAUGCGUAUGUGGUAAAGAAGGUCCCGUUCAACUACUACACCACCUCUGCCAUGCUGCAAGGUGUGCUUGAGAAGCCUCUGGAUAAAAAGGCUGGCAGAAAUUAUGGCCCUCCGGGUACAAAGAAGCUCAUCUAUUUCAUCGAUGACAUGAACAUGCCAGAAGUGGAUGCUUACGGGACGGUGCAGCCCCAUACACUCAUCCGGCAGCACCUGGACUAUGGUCACUGGUACGACAGGACCAAGCUGUCCCUGAAGGAGAUCACAAAUGUGCAGUAUGUAUCGUGCAUGAACCCGACUGCUGGCAGCUUCACUAUCAACCCACGUCUGCAGCGUCACUUCUGUGUCUUCGCCCUCUCCAUCCCCGGGCAGGAUGCCUUGUCCAGGAUCUACAGCACCAUCUUAAUGCAGCACCUGACGAGCGGGAAUUUCUCAGGGGCUGUGCAAAAGUCAGCUCAGCAGCUGAUCUCUCUGGCCCUGGGCCUGCACCAGAGAGUAGCUGCUACUUUUCUGCCAACGGCUAUCAAGUUCCACUACAUUUUCAACCUGAGAGACUUCUCCAAUAUCUUCCAAGGCCUUCUGUUCUCUACCCCUGAAUGUCUGAAGCAACCCCAAGACCUAGUGAAGCUCUACCUGCAUGAGUCAAACCGGGUGUACCGGGAUAAGAUGGUUGAAGAAAAGGAUUAUGGUACCUUUGAUAAAAUCCAGCUGGAGGUGGUGAAGAAAUUCUAUGAUGACAUUGAGGAGACUUUAGAGCAGACAAAGCAAAUGAAUGUUUAUUGCCAUUUUGCUAAAGGCAUUGGCGAACCCAGCUAUAGGCCUGUUCCAACCUGGGAAGAGCUGAACCAGAUCCUUGUGGAAGCCAUGGACAACUACAAUGAAGUCAAUGCUGCCAUGAACCUGGUGCUAUUUGAGGAUGCCAUGUGCCAUGUUUGCCGCAUCAACCGUAUCCUGGAGUCCCCCAGAGGAAACGCACUCUUGGUUGGUGUGGGUGGAAGUGGCAAGCAGAGCCUGACCAGGCUGGCAGCCUUCAUCAGCUCUCUGGAGGUUUUCCAGAUCACUUUGAGGAAAGGCUACGGGAUCCCUGAACUAAAGGUAGACCUGGCGGGCCUGUACCUGAAAGCUGGUGUGAAGAACAUAGGCACUGUGUUCCUAAUGACCGACAUGCAAGUGGCUGACGAGCAGUUCUUGGUGCUGGUAAAUGACUUUUUGGCAUCAGGUGAAAUCCCCGACCUCUUCCCAGACGAUGAAGUUGAAAACAUCAUCAAUAGUGUGAGGAAUGAAGUCAAAGGCCAGGGCCUGGUGGACUCCAGGGACACUUGCUGGAAGUUCUUUAUAGAGCGUGUUCGACGACAGCUGAAGGUCGCGCUGUGUUUUUCGCCCGUCGGCAGCAAGCUGCGAGUGCGCAGCAGGAGGUUCCCCGCCAUCGUGAGCUGCACGGCGAUAGACUGGUUCCAGGAGUGGCCGCAGGAGGCCCUCGAGUCUGUCAGCCUCCGCUUCCUGCGCGAGACAGAGGCUGUGGAGGCUUCAGUGAAAGAUUCAAUAAGCAAAUUCAUGGCCUAUGUCCACACGACUGUCAAUGAGAUAUCCCGAUUAUAUCUGAGCAAUGAACGGCGAUAUAACUACACCACUCCCAAGUCAUUCCUUGAGCAAAUCAAGCUCUAUCAGAAUUUGCUACUGAAAAAGGGCAGGGAUUUAACAGCAAAAAUGGAGCGACUGGAGAAUGGCCUGGAGAAGCUCAACAGCACAUCUGCCCAGGUGGAUGACCUGAAGGCCAAGUUGGCAGCCCAAGAAGCGGAGCUGAAGCAGAAGAACGAUGAUGCUGACAAGCUGAUCCAUGUGGUGGGCAUGGAGACGGAGAAAGUGAGCAGGGAGAAGGCAGUCGCUGAUGAGGAGGAGCAGAAAGUGGCGCUCAUCACCCAAGAGGUUGAGCAGAAACAGAAGGACUGUGAAGAGGACCUGGCCAAAGCUGAGCCUGCCCUGGAGGCUGCCCAGGCUGCUCUGAACACCCUCAACAAGAAGAAUCUGACAGAGCUGAGGUCCUUCGGGUCACCACCUCCGGCUGUCAGCAAUGUCACUGCUGCUGUGAUGGUGCUGAUGGCCCCGGGAGGAAAGAUUCCCAAGGACAGGAGCUGGAAGGCAGCAAAAGCCGCCAUGGCCAGGGUGGAUGGGUUCCUGGACUCUUUGAUCAAGUUUGACAAGGAGAACAUCCAUGAGAACUGCCUCAAAGCCCUCCAGCCCUAUUUACAAGAUCCCAAGUUUAAACCCGAAUUUGUGACCACCAAGUCCUACGCUGCAGCUGGCCUCUGCUCUUGGGUGGUGAACAUCGUACGCUUCCACGAGGUGUACUGCGACGUGGAGCCGAAGCGGCAGGCUCUGAGCAAAGCCAACGCCGAGCUGGCGGCUGCCCAGGACAAGCUGGCCAGCAUCAAGGCCAAAAUUGCCCGCCUCAAUGAGAACCUGGGAAAGCUCACAGCCAAGUUUGAGAAGGCCACUUCAGACAAACUCAAAUGUCAGCAAGAAGCUGAAGCUACAGCAUGUACCAUCGCUCUUGCAAAUCGGCUGGUUGGAGGACUUGCCUCUGAGAACGUGAGAUGGGCUGAAGUUGUGAAGGACUUCAAACAGCAACAGAACACCUUGUGUGGAGAUGUCUUACUGAUUACGGCCUUUGUCUCCUACCUGGGAUACUUCACCAAGAAAUACCGGCAAGACCUCCUGGAUGGAAUCUGGAAGCCGUAUUUGCACCAGUUAAAAGUGCCCAUCCCUGUAACUCCAUCCCUAGAUCCUCUGACCAUGUUGACAGACGAUGCUGACGUAGCGGCUUGGCAGAACGAGGGGUUGCCGGCUGACCGCAUGUCCACUGAAAAUGCCACCAUCCUCACCAACUGCGAACGCUGGCCCCUCAUGGUGGAUCCCCAGUUGCAGGGUAUCAAAUGGAUCAAAAACAAGUAUGGUGAAGACCUCCGAGUGACCCGAAUUGGGCAGAAGGGGUAUCUGGACACGAUGGAACGAGCCCUGGCUGCGGGAGAACUGGUUUUGAUUGAAAACCUGGAGGAAUCUGUGGAUCCGGUUCUGGGGCCAUUACUGGGGAGAGAAACGAUCAAGAAAGGAAGGUACAUUAAGAUCGGGGACAAAGAAUGUGAAUACAACCCUGCUUUCCGUCUCAUCCUCCACACAAAGCUGGCAAACCCACAUUUCCAACCCGAGCUGCAGGCACAGUGCACCCUCAUCAACUUCACCGUCACACAGGAUGGCUUGGAGGACCAGCUGCUUGCAGCAGUGGUCAGCAUGGAGAGGCCAGACUUGGAGGAGCUCAAGGUCAAUCUCACGAAGCAACAGAAUGGAUUCAAAAUCACCUUGAAAACAUUAGAGGACAACUUGCUCUCUCGACUGUCAUCAGCAUCUGGGAACUUCCUGGGAGACACAGCAUUGGUGGAAAACUUGGAGAUCACUAAACAGACAGCAGCAGAAAUUGAAGAAAAGGUCCAGGAGUCAAAGGUGACUGAAGCCAAGAUUAACGAGGCAAGGGAGCACUACAGGCCUGCAGCCGCGCGGGCCUCCCUGUUGUACUUCACCAUGAAUGACCUCCAUGCCAUCCAUCCCAUGUACCAGUUUUCUCUGAAGGCAUUCAGGAUCGUGUUCCAGAAAGCCAUGGAGAGGGCAUCUCCAGAUGAGAACCUCAAAGUGCGAGUGCUGAACCUCAUUGACAGCAUUACCUUCUCUGUGUUCCAGUACACGACCCGGGGGCUGUUUGAGUGUGAUAAAUUGACCUACACUGCUCAAGUCACCUUCCAGAUACUACUGAUGAGUAAAGAAAUCAACGCAGUAGAACUGGAUUUCCUACUAAGAUACCCAGCACAGACCAGAGUCACAAGCCCUGUGGAGUUCCUGUCUAAUUACUCCUGGGGAGGAAUCAAGGCUCUCUCAUCUAUGGAAGAAUUCAGAAACCUGGAUCGGGAUAUUGAGGGUUCUGCAAAACGGUGGAAGAAGUUUGUUGAAUCUGAGUGUCCUGAAAAGGAGAAGUUUCCCCAGGAAUGGAAGAACAAGUCAGCUCUGCAGCGCCUGUGCAUAAUGAGAGCCAUCCGACCCGACCGCAUGACCUACGCAGUCAGAGAUUUUGUAGAAGAAAAGCUUGGCAGUAAAUAUGUGGUAGGGAGAUCCCUGGAUUUUGCAACAUCCUUUGAGGAAUCAGGACCUGCAACCCCAAUGUUUUUUAUCCUGUCUCCAGGAGUUGACCCACUGAAGGAUGUGGAGAAACAAGGGAAAAAGCUUGGUUAUACAUUUAACAACAGGAAUUUCCACAAUGUCUCCCUUGGACAAGGUCAAGAGGUAGUUGCUGAACAAGCUCUAGAUCUGGCUGCAAAGGAGGGUCACUGGGUCAUCCUUCAGAACAUCCACCUGGUGGCCAAGUGGCUGAGUUCUCUGGAGAAGAAGCUGGAGCAGCACAGUGAGGGCAGCCACCAAGAUUUCCGUGUCUUCAUUAGCGCGGAGCCAGCACCCUCCCCGGACAGCCACAUCAUUCCCCAGGGCAUCCUGGAGAACUCAGUCAAAAUCACCAAUGAGCCCCCGACCGGGAUGCAUGCGAACCUGCACAAAGCCCUCGACAACUUCACCCAGGACACCCUGGAGAUGUGCACCCGGGAGAAUGAGUUCAAGAGCAUCCUGUUUGCCCUCUGCUAUUUCCAUGCCGUGGUGGCAGAGAGGCGCAAAUUUGGCCCCCAAGGCUGGAACCGUUCCUACCCCUUCAACACUGGAGACCUCACUAUCUCUGUUAAUGUGCUGUACAAUUAUCUGGAGGCCAGCUCAAAGGUCCCAUAUGAUGAUUUACGCUACCUCUUUGGUGAGAUUAUGUACGGAGGUCACAUUACAGAUGACUGGGACAGGCGACUUUGCAAAACCUAUUUGGAAGAAUUUAUUAAGCCAGAAAUGCUGGAGGGAGAGCUCUUCCUUGCUCCAGGAUUCCCCCUCCCGGGGAGCAUGGACUAUAAUGGCUAUCAUCAGUACAUAGACGACACCUUGCCACCGGAGUCUCCUUAUCUGUAUGGCCUCCAUCCCAAUGCUGAGAUCGGCUUCCUUACCCAGACCUCAGAGAAGCUCUUCCGCAUCGUGUUAGAGAUGCAGCCCCAUGACAGCAGCAUGGGCGAAGGAGGAGUGGUGACCAGGGAAGAAACGGUGAAAGCUCUUCUGGAUGAGAUGCUAGAGAAGCUGAUAGAUGAGUUUAACAUUGCAGAACUGAUGACAAAAGUGGAGGAGAGGACACCAUAUGUUGUGGUUGCCUUCCAGGAAUGUGAACGCAUGAACAUCCUCACCAGUGAAAUAAAGCACUCUCUCAAGGAACUGGACCUGGGGCUGAAGGGAGAGUUGACCAUGACAAGUGACAUGGAGAACUUACAGAAUGCCCUCUUCUUGGACAUGGUGCCUGAGUCCUGGAUAAAGAAGGCCUAUCCUUCCACAGCCAGCCUGGGCAUGUGGUUUGCUGACCUCCUCACUCGCAUCAAGGAGCUGGAGACCUGGACGGGAGACUUUUCCUUACCCUCUGCUGUGUGGCUUGCUGGGUUCUUCAGUCCCCAGUCUUUCCUAACAGCCAUCAUGCAGUCCACAGCCCGAAAGAAUGAGUGGCCUUUGGACAAGAUGACCUUGCAGUGUGAUGUGACGAAGAAGAACCGGGAAGAUUUUGCCAGUCCUCCUCGGGAAGGGGCUUAUGUCCACGGAUUGUUCAUGGAGGGUGCGCGCUGGGAUGCACAGGCCGGGAUAAUCACAGAUGCCAGGCUCAAGGAACUAACCCCGGCCAUGCCUGUCAUUUUCAUCAAAGCCAUUCCAGCUGACAAGCAAGAUAUCCGUAGUGUGUACCCGUGUCCUGUCUACAAAACACGCCAAAGAGGGCCAACUUAUGUGUGGACUUUUAACCUUAAAACUAGAGAAAAUCCUUCCAAGUGGGUGCUCGCUGGUGUGGCGUUGCUGCUACAGAUCUAGGCUCACCAGCAGCGCGCCUCAUUUAGAAUCCCUAACAAUUUCUUUCUCAGACAAUUUUGAAAACAAUAUUCUUAGGCUAAACCCAAGUUCCAUCUCUCUGCAUAGUGGCCUCUUGGCCUAAAUAGAGCCUGCAAGGAGUUGAGAGAGGUACAGACACUUGGACCAGAUUCUUGGCUGCUGUAAACCAAUGUCCCUUAGCUCCUGCACUGCUGCGCUGGAAGAUCCAAACCCACACCCAGAUUUUCCAUACACAGAGUGUGUUAAGCUCAAAUCUGAAAUUAAAGUUCUUUUCUCUUUCAUGAUUCAAAAGUAGUUUCUCCAGAAUCAUAGGUACUUCAGUGACAUGUGAAAUUCUUUAGAUCUUCUUCUUUUCUGUAUGUGAAUGUUUCUUUCUCAUAAGUGCAAUGUUGAACCCAGCAGCUUUGGUGGAUGUGUUCUGGUUCUUGCUAAUAUUCCUAUGAACUUUAG
Cygnus atratus (black swan) is the source of this 13503-nucleotide messenger RNA. RefSeq names its product dynein axonemal heavy chain 9 (gene DNAH9). Bases 127 to 13035 code for a protein of 4302 amino acids. Gene Ontology annotation, cellular component: dynein complex. The record is from RefSeq and is a predicted model, not a curated record. NCBI's taxonomy places the organism in Eukaryota, Metazoa, Chordata, Aves, Anseriformes, Anatidae. Gene Ontology annotation, biological process: microtubule-based movement. The transcript is spliced from 68 exons. Gene Ontology annotation, molecular function: dynein intermediate chain binding; minus-end-directed microtubule motor activity; ATP binding.